UUGAAUUUGUUUGGCGCUUGUAUCUAGAUUAAACAAAAACACUAGCACCUGUCGACUUGAAAAUACAGAGUGUCCGGGAUCAGGUACUAGUCUAUCAGAGACAGUUUCAGAGAUGUCGGAUGGGGAAACUGGGAGUAAAUGGGAUGAAGUUCAUGACAGAAAUCCGAGUAAGACCUUAAUGGCUAUAGCUCCACUAGAUCGCCAAGCUCUUAGACUUCUGUAUGAAGAACAAAAGGAAGAUAGUUUUGUUCACCCCGAGCCUGUUUAUCCCGAUGCAGCGCUACCAACGUAUGAGGAGGCAGUCGCCCUGGGCUUCAAGGGAUUCAAUGAGGCUGAGGAUGCAGGCCCCACCCACGCUGGAGAGGGUAACACCGCAGCCCCCCAGGAAACAGUGUUCCUGGGGAAGAAUAAACGCAAACUUAAACGGAAAAAGAGCCACAAAAAAGAUGGAGAAGAACUACGGAUUAACACUAAGCCAGAACCCACAGAGGAUGUAGAAAUGUCUUCCCUGCAGAUCCUGGUGAAAAGUUCUGACCAUAAGAUGACUGAGGACAAAAGUGGGGAGACAUCGAUAGGGCCCGCAGGAGAAGAAGAUUCCCCGAUCAGGUCAAGGAAAAAGAAAAAGAAAAAGAGCCUUAUGAGAAAAACCAGUGAAGCAGACAUGCAAAAAAUAUCUCAGACGGUCGAAAAUCAGGGGGAUAUAAUAAUUGAUAUCAGUGAGGGGCAGGGUUCUCCAGAACGGUCACAAAGAAAGAAAGAGAGGGAAGUUGUCCGUGUGGAUUCCCUCCCGGUCACUAGCGAGGAUCAACUACUGACCAGUGGUGAGGGCCAUCUACUGACCAAUGGUGAGGGUCGCCUACUGACCAAUGGUAAGACCCAUCUCUUGAUGCAGAUGCCCAAGGAAAUGGAGGAAAAGGCUGAGGGGACGGUAAAGAAGUCAAAGAAGAAACGCAGAGAGACCAGUCCCAGAGAGAUGGAGGGGGCGGACGAGCUAGCUGGACAGGAGGAGUCGCUGUGGCAGAAGGCAAAGAAAAAAUCCAAGAAAAGGAAGAAAAAGAUCAGGGAGAAAGAGGUCAUAGAGGCCAUGACUGGUAAGGAGAUCCCAGAUCCUGAGGUUCCGCCCCCUCAACUACCAACAGCAGCCUUCAUAGAAGAAGAAAUUCCGAGUACUAGAGAAACCAAAGAGACACGAGCCCUUCCCCCACUCCUGACAAAACGGAUGUCCUCUCUCAACAAGAUCCACACAAAGGACUCCCAGCUAGAAGACAGAAUACCCGACCAGCUGAGGGAAGAUACAACACUGAUGGGGAAAUCCAUUCCACCGAUCGCCUCAGUGAUGGACAAAGGACAGAGAGACAAGGCAGAGGAGGACCCCGGGUUAGAGGAGAAGAAAGAACUUCUACUAAAGAGGAGGUCCUCACAGAGUACAUUGGAACAACUCAGGAGUUUGGAGGAAGGGAGGCCUCACACUGAGGACAGUGAAGAACGAAAAGAGAAUAUAAAAUGCACCAACCCCUGCUGUGCAGCAGUGUGUGGAUUUUUCAAAAGGCUGUGGAGGUUUAUUACCAAAAACAGGGACCUGACUCCACGACAGAAAAUAUGUAUCAUCGCUGUAGUGAUUUCAUCAAUAGCAGCCAUUGUGUUCCUGGGUCUGUUUCCCAGCAGCUUUGUCUAUUUGGAUUAUCAUGAGUACGCCUUGAAGUACGACAAAGUGACGGGUGUUGUAGACCGGUCCACUGUAUACGAAUUUGGAUGUUACAUUCUCGGUCCCAGCACGGCUUUCCUGACAUUUCCCCGCAGUGCACACAUCAUCACCAAGUCACAUGGUGUGUUUACAGCAGAUAAAAUGAGUAUCGAUAUUGUGUACCACGUGCAGUACUUUCUCAGAAAAUCGGAGAUCGGGACUUUACACAGCGAGUUUGAUACAGGAUAUGACUCUGUGAUUCGAUCCAUUAUCGAGAGCAAGAUAAAGAAUUCGGCCACAAGCAUAUCUGUAAACAGCUUCCGACUCAACAGAGCUAAUCUAGAAAAAUACUUCCACAACGCUCUGAAAGAGAGACUGGAGGGUAACUGUUGCCCGAGCUGUUGUCCCGGCAGCUGUACCAACAUCACAGCCUGUAGCUAUUGUCUGGGCCCCGCGUCAUGUGACCAGGGCUACCAUGUCACUAUAAAGUACUUUCAGCUGACGAAGGUGAAAAUUCCAAAGGAAGUGUCGGAACAGUUUCUGAAGAGCGUUCUUCUCGAGGAAUAUGCAAAUACAGAACAACUUAAACAAAACAAGGCAGUGGAGGAUAAAAUUACUCAACGUCAAACGAGUCAACUACACAACGAAGCCUAUGAGAUCACAGAGGCAGGUAAUGCUGAGGCCCAGAAAAUUCAGGUGAUUGCAGAGGCAGAGCGUGAGGCCAAUCUGACCACCGCCUAUGUCACCGCUCUGUCGUCUAUGUACACGACCCUGAAUGUGGUGCAGGAGGACCACAAACUGUCAAUCAUGAUGAUGCGGGUCCUGGAGGAAGCUGCUGUCAAGGGGAAAUUGUAUCGCUCGUAUGGAUACGACAAUGAGACAAUCUACAAUCGUCCUCUGUCUCUCUCUGCAGGAUAAGAGAAAUCUGCAAUCAUCCUCUGUCUUUCUCCGUGGGAUAAGUCGGUUUCAUGCACAGGGAAAAGUAUCUCACAUGAAGUUUGCAUGAAUUUCAUGCGAGUAUUUUGCAUGUGAACAAAAUGAAAAGAGAUGAAAAACAUGAUUUUCAUGCAGAAUAUUUUGUUUGUAUAUAUCUGAUUUUGAUUAGUCUGGUAAUGCUAACAUCAAUUAUGUAUUUUAAAAAGGUUUCAAGACUGAAGAUCAUCCAAAAUACAAAGUGUGAUUUUGAACAAGAUUAGGAUAGAAAAUGAGGUUAACAGAAACUGACAAAAUGAAUGAAGCUAUUUAUCUGUUUUAUGUGUUUAUAACAUGGAAAUUAUACAAAAUCAUGUUCUAUAAGCUCUUUUUUUGUUCCUUCAUUUCUUCACAGUUCAAUGUAGCAUAAAUGAAUGCAACGGGCAUUUUCACAUGAAUACUGCAUGACUAUUACAUGGAAAACUAGCUGCCAAAAGCUAUCAUAUAUAAUAGAAUAUUAUACAAAAAAACAGGCAUAUAAAAAUAUCAUAAUUUUCACAUGAAUAUCAUGUGAAUAAAUGUGCUUGAUAUGCAUGAAAAUCCUGUGCGUCACUUUUCCUUGUAGAACCACCUAUAAUGUGAAAGUUAUUCCAUUGUUCAUAGAACUAAAAUGUGUUAGAACUUGAAGUCAUUUUAUGUGUAGCGAAACUAAAAUGUUUUAGAAUUCGAAGUCAUUUUAUGUAUGCAGUGAAACUAAAAUGUGUUAAGAACUCAAAGUCAUUUUAUGUGUAGCGAAACUAAAAUGUAUGUGAACACUAAGUCAUAUUAUUGUUAGUGAAACUUAAAUGUGUUUAAAAACUAAGUCAUUUUAUUUUUUUAGUAGAACUAAAAUAUAUUAGAACAAUAAGUCAUUUCAUUAUCAGUAGAAUUACAAUGUGAUAGUCAUAUCAUUAUCAGUAGAAUUACAAUGUGAUAGUCAUUUCAUUAUCAGUAGAAUUACAAUGUGAUAGUCAUUUCAUUAUCAGUAGAAUUACAAUGUGAUAGUGACACUAAAUGUCAGAUAAUUUUUAUAGUACUUGCACUGAAUGUGAUAGUGAUAAGUCAUCCAGUCAUUACUUAGAAAUUUUGUAUACCAUAUAUAUCCGGGGGAGGGGGAGGUGUGAAAAUUUCAUGAAAAUGAAGUAAAUAUGUAGUCUGCUUUUUUUAAUUGCAAAAUUAACUUUUGGCAAUAAUUUUACAGUUCUCAAAAGAAAAUUAUUUUAUUUGAUUGUCAUUAAUUAAGGAGUUAUCUCCCUUUUUCAGGCUGACAGAGUUUUUGUUUUGAUGAUCAGUACGAUACUAGUAAUUUGAUUUAAAUACCAGUAAAUUGUCUCAUUUAAGGUAAUUCCACCCUUCUAGAACUAUAGGUUAAAUCUUUUAAGACUCCAACAAAAUUUAUGUUCCUGUCAUGCAUAAAUCUUAUUAAAUCAUUGACUUUGCAAUAUAAAAAUUUUAUCAAUUAACCUAGCUGUUAUCAAUGUCAGAAAAUUGCAAUUUUCUUUAAACAGCAUUAUCAGAAUUUCACAAAAACUGGUUGUAACGAUAUAAUAGUAUUCAUAACAAUUUCAUGAAACUGUUUCUUUAAAAAAAAUAUACAAAAUGUUGGUGGAAAAUAAAGGAAAUCUAUCGCAUAAUGGACUUGACAAAUAAUUGAUUGAAAACAGAGUUAUUGCCCUUGGAUUCAAUAUUUUGAAAUAUGUAAUUGAUAAUUCAUAUAUAAAUUAGACUUUUAAAAUAUUUUGUGGUUAUCAAGAUUUUUUACAAUAACUAUUGAAAAAGACUCCAAGAAAAUUUAUGUUCCUGUCAUGCAUAAAUCUUAUUAAAUCAUUAAUUGACUUUGCAAAAUCUUAUGACGUCACAGAAGGGUGGAAUUACCUUAACAGUAAACUUCUUUUAGUACUCCAUACACACAAGUUGUAAUCAUUACAAGAUCAGUUUUAAAACACACUGAUUUUCUUUAAGCGAUCGAAAAAUAAUUGAUGUAUGUGUCUAUAAUGAUAUAGAUUAUAAAUAAGAUUACAUGUGAUUUGCCUCUUAUUAUUGAGAGCACAAAUUAAGGCCCUCCGGCACCAUUGUCAAUUAGUAUUAUGCGCAACUUCUACUCCAAGUGAACUAUUUAUGCUGUUUUAAUGACUCACAAUAAGUUUUGUGUUUAUUUUUUGUUAUAAAAAAAUGCAGACUGCGAAAAUAAUGAAAAAUAGAUAAUCGCAAAAAAAAAAUAAACCUGGAUAUAUGGUAUCCUGACAAUCUGUCUCAACCAAUGCAUAUUUCAUUAAAUUACAUGUUUUAUACAUAAACAUCAGGAUUAUUAUAUACUCGAUGGGACGAAUUAAUGUAUAUUUAUGGCAGUUGAGAGAUUUUAAAAAUAUACACUAUAGGCAUUAUAUAUUUUAUUUUUGUAUAUGGUUUUAAUGCUUUGUAAUUUAUACAUUGUUGUGCCAAAGUAAAUUAUCCGUCAUUUCUAAAUGUAGAAAGAAGAGCAUUAUUUAAAUCAGGCCUUGAUCUCCGAGUAAUAGGCCAAUCCGACACCAUCAGGACAUCUUACAGUAAUUAUCACACUAUAAUGCAAUUAUUCAAUUGUUAUAUGUAUAAAUGUCAUCGUGAUUUUGUGGAGUAUCAGUGUACACUUUUAUCACUACCUCUGAGGGUAUACAGUUUGCAGGGUUUUGUUUUUUGUUUUUGUUGUUGUUAGUUGGUUUAUUUAUUUGGUGUGUGUGCAUGCAUGUGCAAGUAAGCACUUAAUGUUAUGUCAGGAUUUCGAUAAAAUUUCUAUCAAAUUUAGACAAGAUAUCUUUCGAUUUGCUUCUCACAAUAAACUGAUUUUAAUCAGACUGUCAGAUUAAUAUUCAUCAAGGCGUAUUAUGACAAGUUUGACAACGAUUGAUUACAUUUGGGAGAGAUGAAGCGGGGGAUCCAGACUUAUAGGAUUGAUUACACUUGGGAGAGAUGAAGUGGGGGAUCCAAACUUUUUAAGAGAUGAGGUGGGGGAUCCAGACUUUUUAGGAGAGAUGAGGUGAGGGAUCCAGACUUUUUAGGAGAGAUGAGGUGGGGGAUCCAGACUUUUUAGGAGAGAUGAGGUGGGGGAUCCAGACUUUUUAGGAGAGAUGAGGUGGGGGAUCCAGACUUUUAGGAUUGAUUACACUUGAGAGAUGAGGUGGGGGAUCCAGACUUUUUAGGACGCCCCUCUACCUUCUGAAAUUCAUUGUAGAUAAACGGAUGUUUGUGGUUUCUGAUGGGUCAUGAACCUGCUUUUACUACCAACAAAAAAAGCAUUAAAAUUUUUGUAAAAUAUGACACAGAUAUUCACAUAGGCCAGAAUACGGGAGUUCUUGAUCUUCUAGAGAAAGUCGUUUUUAAUUAGAGUUUAUUCUUGACUUUGUUAUUCUGUAACAUCAAUCAAAGAAAAUGUCACUUGUAAGACUAGUUUUUCUUUCUCAGUAAUAUACUGUACAUGUAACAAACUUUAUAAAGCAACGAUAACAGAAACUAGCCAUAAGCGAGUCAUUUCAUUUUAUUUCAACUCUAAUGAUUGAUUAAUAUUUUCUGCCACACUCAACAAUUUUUCAGUUAUCUGGUGGCGCCCAGUUUUUUAUUGGUGGAAGAGAGAACCCAGAUACAAUGUAGCUGGGAAGAGACCACUGACCUUCCGCAAGUAAACUGGGAAACUUUCUCACUUACUGGCACGAGCAGGAUUCGAACCUGCGCCAACCAGAGGUGAGAGGCCGUCUGAUUUUGAGCGUGAUGCUCUAACCACUCUGCCACAAAGGCCCCCUUUUCACUCUAUAUUUCAUUGGAAAACCUAUUUCACAAAAACUCUGAGGUCAAUUUAGUCCAAUUUCUAUUAAUUUAUUUCACUUAAUUAUGCAAAAUUAUUCAAAUUUUCUUUUCCUAAAAUGCUAAGAAAAUUGGAGAAUAAUGCAUGAAAUCAUCAAAGCAAAAUUUCUAACCUCAAAAUACUGUAACUGCUGCAAAAUUUCAAUUUAGUAUUUGAUAAUGCAAUAUCACCACCACGGCUAGUUAGAAUUAUUUUGAAAUUGUGUUAAGUGCAAAUAAUUCUAAAUUUUAUGAUACAAUAUCCAUAAACUAUGAGCUAUAAAUAAUAUUGAAAUAAUUUUUUUUUCAAAAAGGUAUUUUAAUUAAUCAUAGUGAAAAAAUGUAAUGACGACUCGCUAUGGCCAGGAACUGUAGUUCUAAAAAACAAAAUUGGGACAGACCAAUCCCAACUCUUUCAGAGGGCUAAAGUUCCGUAGCUGAAUAGAAACGUGUUCCUUUAAUGAGAGGUUCAUGAAAAUUGUUGAUUAACAUUUUCAUUGCUUUAAUAUUCUGUUCAUUUAACAUAUUUUAAAUGACUGUGACCCACGUGAUGCAUGGGAGUAUUACAACAGUACAAGUUGUGAUAAAAAUUUCAUAUGUUAAUUAAUGUCAAAACUGCUGUUGUAACUUUUGAAGUUGUUGUGUAAUAUAUAUGUACAGAAAUUCUUUGUUUACUUUUACAUAAUAUUUGUUAACAAAUAAAUUUCAGUUACUUAA
Molecule: messenger RNA, 7165 nt
Organism: Ostrea edulis (European flat oyster)
Lineage: Eukaryota; Metazoa; Mollusca; Bivalvia; Ostreida; Ostreidae
Exons: 15
Coding region: 113-2602 (829 amino acids)
Source: RefSeq, a predicted model, not a curated record